AUGCCGGUUAGACAAAGAGAAGAAAAAUACAUAGAGAUUGAUGUGAAUACAAACAAUAGUUCAUAUCAACCUCUAGAUUCAAAUAUUCCAUAUUUAUCGGAUCAACAAUUUGAAUCUCUAUUACAUUAUAUGGGUGGAUUGAGUGCAAAGACACCAGUUCCAACAUCACUUGGAAAUCCAGGAGCGCUUGGUCUUGCUGCAUUUGCACUAACUCUUUUUAUACUUUCUGUGUUUAAUGCUGGUUCAAAUUUAAUUGAUCCUCAAAUAUCUGCAGUUUUUUUACCAGUUGCUUUAUUUUAUGGUGGAAUCGCACAAUUUGCAGCUGGAAUGUGGGAAUUUCAAGUAAAUAAUACUUUCGGUGCCACUGUCUUCUCAAGCUAUGGAGCUUUCUGGUUAUCGUUUGGUGGUUAUAUUUAUUAUAUUGUUCCAACAAUAGAAUCAACUGGAAAAAGUAACAAAGCAACUGGCUUCUUUUUAUUAGCUUGGUUCUUCUAUACAAUUUGUAUAAAUGUUGCAGCUUAUAAAACAUCAAGACUUGUGUUUUAUAUAUUUAUAAUUCUUAAUAUGACAUUUUUAUUCUUAGUUGUUGGAAGUUUAGCUAACUCAUCCGUUGUUCUCAAUAUUGGUGGAUGGUUCGGAAUUGCUACGUCUUUUGCUGCCUGGUAUGGGUCAGCUGCGCUUGUUAUCAAUAUUACAUGGAAGAAAGCUAUUUUACCAGUUGGUGUUUACCAGACACCAAAAGAAAAAUCGAUUGAAGAUUGA
Adineta ricciae is the source of this 762-nucleotide messenger RNA. The record is from the annotation of a GenBank genome assembly. Lineage: Eukaryota; Metazoa; Rotifera; Eurotatoria; Adinetida; Adinetidae.